GAACGCUGAUUAGGAUAUGGUUCACGGUUGGGGUCAUGAACUCGGUUCUAAACUACUCCUUUUCUGAGCCUCAUCACCACCCAGAAUAUUUUCCUUCCCCCAAUUUGAUUGCCAAGCGUUGUAGGAAAAUUAGAAUGUCAUGCUCAGUCUCAAACCAACUCACCUCUUCAAGCACUGCUCCUCUCUUCUUCAACAACGGCUCUACUGCUCACCCACGUGGUCUCAUGAACCCAACGACUUUAACUACCUUAACCACCUUCUAUCCAAUCAGAUCUCUUCCCUAAAAACCCUCCUCCAAUCCCAUGCAUUCAUCAUCACAAGUGGGUAUUCAAAUAACAUCUUCAUUGCGUCAAAGCUCAUCUCCCUGUAUGCUUCUUUUCACAAACCCAGUUGCUCCACCGAACUGUUUGAUGAAAUUCCCCAUAGAGACGCCUUUCUUUGGAACUCCAUUAUCAAAGCCCAUUUCUCCAAUGGGGAAUACUCAAGAGCUCUUGAUUUUUAUCAGUGGAUGAGGGCCUCUGAGGCUCUGCCCAACCAUUUCACUGUCCCCAUGAUUGUUGCAUCAUGCGCGGAGCUUGAGUUGGUGAAUUAUGGGAGGAGCAUUCAUGGCUUAGUGUCAAAACUUGGCCUUUUUUCAGGUAGUUCAGCGGUUGGAUCCUCUUUUGUGUAUAUGUAUUCGAAAUGUGGAGUUUUGGAGGAGGCAUAUGGUGUGUUUGACGAGAUUUUGUUUAGGGAUGUUGUUGCUUGGACAGCUCUUGUAAUUGGGUGUGUGCAGAAUGGGGAGAGUAAGAUGGGUUUAGAGUGUCUUUGUGAGAUGCAUAGGAUUGGUGGAGAAGGGGAGAGACCAAAUUUUAGGACAUUGGAAGGGGGGUUUCAAGCUUGUGGGAAUUUGGGAGCUUUGUUUGAAGGCAGAUGCUUGCAUGGUUUAGUGGUGAAAACUGGGAUGGACUAUUCCCAAGUUGUUCAAUCUUCGCUUUUAUCCAUGUAUUCCAAGUGUGGGAACCCUGAAGAAGCUCAUCGUUCAUUCUGUGAAGUGCUAAAUAAAGAUAUUAUUUCAUGGACGUCCAUGAUUAGUGCUUAUUCAAGAAUGGGGUGGGCAACUGAAUGCAUAGGUAUGUUUUGGGAAAUGCUGGUUUCUGGAAUAUAUCCUGAUGGAAUUGUUAUCAGUUGCAUGCUUUCUAGUUUCAGUAAUUCCAUGAGGGUGUUUGAAGCAAAGGCUUUUCAUGGACUAAUUAUUAGGAGGCACUAUAUAUUAGAUCAGAUGGUCCAGAAUUCAUUAUUGUCAAUGUACUGUAAAUUUGGAUUCUUAAAACCUGCGGAGAAGUUCUUUGGUAGAGUAAAUGAACAGAACUUUGAGGCUUGGAACUUGAUGGUUUCUGGAUAUGGCAAAAUAGGACUAAUAAUGAAAUGCAUAGGGCUUUUCAGAGAAAUGCAAUGCCUUGGCAUUGAAUCUGAUUCAAACAGUUUAGUUUCUGUGAUUUCUUCAUGUUCCCAAUUAGGAGCAACCCAUCUAGCCCGGUCCAUUCAUUGCUAUAUGAUAAAAAAUUUGAUGGAUGAGAAUGUCUCAGUUAACAAUUCACUGAUAGAUAUGUACGGAAAAUCUGGGAAUUUGACCAUUGCCAGGAGAAUAUUCUGUAGGAUACCAAGAGACAUUGUCACAUGGAACACUUUAAUCUCUUCUUAUGCUCAUUGUGGGCAUUUUGCUGAAGCCUUGUCAUUAUAUGAUAAAAUGGUUUUAGAAGAUCUAAAACCCAACUCUGCAACGUUGGUAACCGUGCUUUCAGCUUGUUCUCAUCUUGCAUCUUUGGAGGAAGGAGAGAAAGUUCACAAUUACAUCAAUGGAGGAAAGUUUGAGUUCAAUUUAUCUAUCGCUACUGCAUUGAUUGAUAUGUAUGCUAAAUGCGGACAACUGGAGAAAUCAAGAGAAAUUUUCAAUUCAAUGCAUGAAAGAGAUGUUAUCACUUGGAACGUGAUGAUCUCAGGUUAUGGAAUGCAUGGAGAUGCCAGAUCUGCAAUAGAAAUUUUCCAACAGAUGGAGGAAUCAAGUGCCAAACCAAAUGGACUUACCUUUCUUGCUGUUCUCUCAGCUUGUGCUCAUGCAGGGCUUGUCAAAGAAGGGAAGUAUUUAUUUGGUAAAAUGCAAAAUUAUUCUGUGACACCCAAUUUGAAGCAUUAUGCUUGUAUGGUAGAUCUUCUUGGCAGGUCAGGUAAUCUGCAGGAGGCUGAAGCUUUAGUUCUUUCAAUGCCCAUUUCUCCUGAUGGUGGUGUGUGGGGUGCUCUGUUAAGUUCUUGCAAAAUUCACAAUGAAAUUGAGAUGGGAAUAAGGAUUGCAAGGCAUGCUAUUGCUUCAGAUGUGGAAAAUGAUGGGUAUUAUGUGAUGAUUUCCAACAUGUAUAGCUCUAUUGGGAAAUGGGAGGAGGCUGAAAAGGCAAGAGGAAUAAUGAAGGAAAGGGGAGUGAGAAAGAAAACUGGCUGGAGUGCAGUGUAGCUAAUUAAGAAGUGGGCAUCAAUUGUGGGUGCGGAUGUCUUCCUACUGCAAUUUCGAUAAGCAUACAAGAGGCACUAGGAUCCAGAAGCAAGAUGAAGUUAAAACUGUGAUGGUACUAAUUCAAGUUGCAUGUUUACAACAGUUCUGUCAUGGCAACUCCAAUGCUAACUUCAGGUGUGGUAGUUAUGCAUGUGCUUAACUCAAUUUGCCCCACUGUUUUUAGUGCUCCCUGAUACAGUCUUGAAUGUUCUCCUGAUAUGAUAGUUAAACCUUAAUGCAACUGUUUUCCCAUACCCAAAAAUUCAGAAUUCUGAAGAGGGGAGAACUAGGCUAGCAACUUCCACAGGUAAGAAACAUUAUUUUAGCUUGCUUUAUUCAUGGUUGUCGUGAUCAUGCCAUCACUGGGUUUCCCUAACUGUUUUAGUUCUACAUGGCAACAUAGAAUUUGAAUAAGUUGCUCAUACUUAAUUUUUUUUUUUAAAUUAUACUAAAUGACUUGUGCUGAUCAACAAAAUCAUGUAUUGGACAAUUGGUAGGAAGUAAAUUUUAGUGCUUGUGCCAUCUAGAAGAUUGCAAGGGUUGUACACAUAGCAGCAGUUCCAUUAUUGAAUGAAGAAGGUCCUUUUGAAGUCCAACUUUAAGCAAAAAGCUCAAUAGCUGCAUGGAAUAUAAAGUCUACUAAGGUCAUCCUUUUUUUCUCAAGGUCUGGCUGCAGUCUUUCUACACGAGCUACUUGGGCUGGUUCUCGGCAGCAUUAAGCGCUUGUGACUGAAAAAAAUGAGCAAGUACGAGGGCGAUGGCAGUGUUGGUGGCUGUGGUGGUGAUCGAUACUUGGGGGGAUCUCAUGCUAACUGCAGACAUGACUCCUAGCCAGGGGUUAAUUGUAUUUAACUAAAUCGUAAGGGGAGGAGAGUGAAAUUCACCCUUUAAACUUUUCAUCCUGAAAAGGAAACUUCUAUUUUAAUCAUUCCUUAGUUAAAUUAAAUAAUGUCAUAUUUCAACUUUUUCAUCCCAAUUCUUUUUUGUGGAGUGUUCUUACUAACACUUUAUCUUGUAUA
This is a messenger RNA of Vitis riparia (riverbank grape), 3546 nucleotides long. RefSeq names its product pentatricopeptide repeat-containing protein At4g39952, mitochondrial. Gene Ontology annotation, biological process: RNA modification. The transcript is spliced from 3 exons. The record is from RefSeq and is a predicted model, not a curated record. Gene Ontology annotation, molecular function: protein binding; RNA binding. The coding region runs from base 140 to 2488 and encodes 782 amino acids. NCBI's taxonomy places the organism in Eukaryota, Viridiplantae, Streptophyta, Magnoliopsida, Vitales, Vitaceae.